UCUAAUGCAUUGUAGCUGUGGAUAAAUGGACCGUUCUAACACGCACUAAAUAGUCUGAUAACUGCUCUCCGUCGUUGCUGAUAUUACCAUCCAAGGCCGGCGCAAUAAUAAAGCGUCAUUUCUGAUUCUCGGAUUGGUCACCAAGCUUGAUGUAUGUCUACCGAUAUAGGGGAUUAUGUGCAUUGACAAAGGCAACUUGAAGGACGCAGUGUGACCGGACGACGGUUGUAUCUCAUGGAACAAUAUUCUCAGCUUAAAGAACAGUUUUGGACCUAGAGAAACCCGGGAUAUAACAAGCAUUAAGUGCCUUCAUGUUAGACUUCUCGUAUAUAAUAUGAUGUGAUUUACAUAUCUCGGAGGGGUAAUUUUGAAAGAGAUCACGAAGACUGCGUAACAUUAAGGGGUUGCAUAAUACCUGCAUGGAGGCAUUUUCAACUUUCUCAAAACACAAGAACUAAAUCAUCAUGGCGACUUCUCUCGGGCGUUUUUCUGAGCUGUACCAGAUGUACCAGGCGGCCAGAGGGGAGAAUAUCACGGCAAGAUCAGCAUGCGACCGUUUGGUGAAACAAGAUGUGUUUUACUACUGGGUGAUGCUCCCGUCGGUGGGGAUUAUCCUCUCACUGAUGUUCUUCGUAAGAAGAGUUAACCUGUUCCCAAGGUGCAUAGAUGGCAGAUUUGCCAUUCUGAUUCCCAUGAACUUCCUGGACGACAAGGGUUACCGGCUAUCCUACGCUGCAGUAUUUGGCUUGACGGCCUCACUCUGCCUCAAGAUGAUACUGCAGGAAUACCCAGUGCACAUACCGGGACCUUCAUAUGUACAUGUGUUGGUGAAAAUUGCCACCAUGUUGCUGUACGGGUUUGCCCUAUACCCUCUCCUUGCGGGGCUGACCAUGGGGACAGUCUUGAGCCUGGGGCUUUCCACGCUCUAUAUCUGGAUGUUCUUCAUCGUCAACAUGAUACACCUGACUGAUUGCUCCGACGACUGGCCUUGGCAAUUCUUUAUGGAGACCGUGUUCAUGCAGGCUUGCCCUGAAAUCUUGUGCUCCUUCUUCCUGUCCAUAAUGAUUCCGUGUAGAUUCGUCCAGAAACUCAUCAAGAGGAUCAAGAAAGAAAACAGGGAAGAGACACAAGAAUUUUUUGAAGAUUCCUAUCAAGCCAAGUAUGUGAGGGCGCUCUUCAAGAAGAAACCCAAGUGGGUCGACGAUGGCGCGCCAAAGCCAAAACUAAAACACAAACUCAUCAAUAAGGUGAAGGCGAUGACUUACACGAAAGUCGCUGGGUUCCGCUACUCUCCACGAAUCAUUGCGACCUAUACGGCCGGGGUAAUUCUUCUAUACUUGAUUGCGGUAUACACUGGCACGAACCUCUUGAGAUAUAUCGAGUCUGUUCUAGGCCCCCUCAACAAACUCAUCGAACCUAAUAAAAAGUCACUGAUGGAGGUCUACGCAAACCAUUCGUUUGGAGUCAGUGCCAUCGAUGAUUUGGUCAUCGUUCAUCAUUGGAUCUGGACUGGAAAAUUCUGUGUCUGCUUGGCACUGUCCCUCGCGUGCUUCAUUGGUGUAGUGCAGAUUGCCCUUGGAUUCAGAGCCUACAGGGACGAUAUUCUUUCUGCCUGGAGUGGGGACUCCUCGCGAGUUGGUAAGCGAAGAGGCUACCCGUCGCUUACGGUUGGAUUCGUGCGCUACUCUGGCUAUCAAGUAGCCUACAUAUUUUGGGCGUUCGUGCUCCAGUUUGCUUUCUUAGCGGUUCUGUUUGCGGGCCUUUCCUACAUUAUCUUUAUUCCAAUGAUCUACAGCAAAGCAAUGUGGUUUCUGCACAUCCUACGCAGCUACUGGCCAAUUAUUGCCAUCAGUUUGGGUGUCAACAUCGCCUCCAAAAUCGCCGCCAUAUUUGUGUUUCUCCAGAAAAGAGGAAAGGUAUUUGCCCUCAACAACAGACGACUACUCUUCUGUGUCAUGUACUUCCUCUUCUUCUAUAACGUCUUCGUCGGGUUGUUCUCCUGUCUUAUGCGUAUGAUCAAAUCCAUCCUGUUUGGUCUGUUCUUCCUGAGCCGACUUGACUGUAGCACUCUGCCGAGGCUGUUCGAAAAGAUGGACCCAGGUUUCAAGGCAUACGUUGGCCUCAUCCAUGUAGAGAAUGCUCAUACCAAUCCAGUUCUUAUGACCUUUGUCAACAUGGUGAAAGAGGAGAUCCAAGGGAAGAGAGACACUGUGAAGAAAGAGGAAGAGGAGUUCAGAGACUCUUAUAAGAAGAUCGGCCAAACUGACAACGUGAAUAAAGGCCUAGCUAAUGAAAAGCUUAAGGACAGUAUGGAAAAGCUGAAAGAUGCUGAACAAAAAGAGGUGGAGAAGGCAAUGAUGAGGCGACGGAGGGCAAUGAGGGCCCAGUGGUUUCUUGCCUACACAUUGCUCAACAACCUCCCCCUGAGGGCAACCAGGAAGCACUACAUUGAUGCUGAGAAGGAGAGGAUAGAGAGGCGGUUCCGAAAGGACAGGCAGGAAGGGGAUGAAGAUGAAGAUGAAGAUAUGAAGAAAGGGGAUGAAGAUGCGAUAGAACUUGAGGAGGUUGAGGUUAACGUGAAUGGGGACACACAAAAGGAUAAGAGUGAUCUCGCCAUUGGAGAUAUCGCGGUCUAAGAUAUCGAAGUGAGAUGAUAUUAGUGGAAAGUCGAUAGCACAUGUUACUCAGACGCUAACAGUCAACGAAUGGAUAUCCGAAUGUUAGGAUGUAUCAUCUUCAAGAACGUGUCCAAGAACUUAUAACGCGAAUGGGGACCCACCAAAGGAUAAGCGUGGACUCGCCAUUGGAGAUAUCGUGGUCUAAGAUAUCGAAGCGAGAUGCUAUUAGUGGAAAGUCGAUAGCACAUGUUACUCAGAGGCUAACAGUCAACGAAUGGAUAUCUGAAUGUUAGGAUGUAUCAUCUUCAAGAAGCUGUCCAAGAACAAAAACUCAGAAUUGAGAAAUAUCUUAAUGCGUAAAACUGUGUCCAUGAACAAAUACCCAAAUUUUAGGAUAUAUCUUAAUCUGCAAGAAGGUGUACAUGUACAUGAGCAGACGUCUAUAUAUUGGGAUCCAUCUUAAUAGGCAGAUGUGCACCUAAGGUUGAUAAUUGUGUGCAUAUACCUAUUUACCAUUUAAAGCCCGUAUUUUAAAUUUCCUUAAUAUUACAUUGUAAUGGUGUUAUGAUCUUGUAUAUGUAGCUGUCAUUUGUGUAACCACCACUUUUUGGCAAACCGAGGCUUGUCCCAAGGAUAUCAUAGGCCCUCUUAUUCUAAUUUCAAUGUGUAUAAUAUAUAGGAUGGGACAGGUUCAGUCAAAUCAUCUUGCCAUAUGUUGUUUACUUUAUAUUCUGUGUAAAUUUGUAUUGAGUGAAAUAUUCAUUGUAGAAUAUUUUUGUAUUGUUGAGCUGUAAAACACACGUAUACACAUCAUAACUUUUCUAGGCAUAAAUAUAUCAAAGCUUAUU
This is a messenger RNA of Lineus longissimus, 3466 nucleotides long. RefSeq names its product receptor for retinol uptake stra6-like. Gene Ontology annotation, molecular function: signaling receptor activity; retinol transmembrane transporter activity. The record is from RefSeq and is a predicted model, not a curated record. Lineage: Eukaryota; Metazoa; Nemertea; Pilidiophora; Heteronemertea; Lineidae. Gene Ontology annotation, biological process: vitamin A import into cell. The coding region runs from base 465 to 2636 and encodes 723 amino acids. Gene Ontology annotation, cellular component: plasma membrane. The transcript has 19 exons.